UACGUGGUCGCGCGCUAUUGUGGUAGUUUUUUUCUUUCGCUCGCAAUUACGUCGCGAUGAGUGCACGUCUGCGUUGACUCGGGGUGAACUUAACCAUGAUGCCGCUCGCACCACCGACCCCAGUGCUCGCGGUACCGUCGAAACCAAAGAUCGGUUUCUCGAUCGAUUCGAUCGUCGGGGCGGAAACGAGUCCGCCGCGUUCUUCGUCGCCGGUUCCGUAUUCGGAGACGGCGGCGCCGUCGCCGUCGAGCGACGCGGAUAACAGACUAGUGACUUCGCCGAGGUGUUCGCCGAAACCGCCGAUCAUGGUGCCCGGUAUCCCUGCUCACCUGGUGAGGCCGCCCGCGUACGACCAUAACCUCGUGGUUGCGAAAAAUGGCGGCGCGGGGUUUCUGCCGGCGGAGAUGCUGCACGGCGGUGGCGGGCAGCACCCGUUCGCGCUGGCGGCGCACUUCCAGGGGGCGGCGCUCGCCGCCGCCUUGGGAUCCGGACAGCACGGGUUCCCCGGUCAGCCGCCCCCGUCGCUGUCUGCCCACACGCCCCCCCGGGAUAGUUACCCGCUGUACCCGUGGCUGCUGUCGCGUCACGGAAGGAUAUUCCCGCACAGGUUUCCCGGAGGUCCCGACAUACCCGGGUUUCUCCUCCAGCCGUUCCGCAAGCCAAAGAGGAUAAGGACGGCUUUCAGCCCUUCGCAGUUGUUGAAGCUGGAACACGCCUUCGAGAAGAACCACUACGUGGUGGGUGCCGAACGAAAACAACUGGCGCAGUCUCUGUCGCUUACCGAAACCCAGGUGAAGGUGUGGUUCCAGAACCGCAGGACGAAGCACAAACGGAUGCAGCAGGAAGAAGAGGCCAAGACUAGCCAGGGGGGCAACAAAACGUCGGCGGAGAGUCAGAGCAACUCGCACUUGGUGACCAAAUGGAAGCAGGAAACUUCGGACGAGUACGGCGAGUACAUCGACAUGGAAAUGGAGGAGGAGUGCGCAAGCGACGACGAGGAGAGCGAAUCGUAAGAGACGGAGACUUCGCGCGUGCGCGACGAAAGUGUGCCAAUGAGAGACCGCGCGUGCCAAACACAUUUUUCAGUGCCAAUUUUUUUGUUUCGUCCGUAUAGUCCGGGACCCGUUCUCCCGGUGUACAUAGGUUAUUUAUUUGCCGCUUUGGCGGACUCAAACGACGUAUACAGGGUGUUUUGCAAAUGAACGGCCGGGUUUGCUUUUUUUUUGCAUGGAAAAAAAAAACAUUAACGUCGACGUGAACGUACUAUAUGCACUGUGUGCGCUACUGGGGGGCAUGUCCGUUGUUAGUGAAGACAGAAGCUUGCGAAACACAAAAUAAUAAUAAUAAUAAUAAUAAUAAUAGUCUUUGUGAUUGUGUUUUUUACUGCACAAAGAAAAAGUUUACCUAUGUUUUGUAGGCCAAUCUGGUCCGCUUGGUACGAGCGUUUUCUGUAUAAAUGAUGAUGAUGAUUUAUUUAAUAUCUAAGACAGUUGCCUUAUUUAUUCAUGACAAUACCUACACAAUAACUUUUAUAAUUUGCGUGAAGCCAACUUAGUUAAUUUGUAACAUUUCGCUUAGCUUUAUGAGCUAUAUAUUAUUCAAAAACAAAAACCAAAAACAGAUCUAUAUCCUCUAAAAAGGGCCUUACUUGUCUGCCCAACCUUGUUGAAAAAAAUAUGGUAUUAAUGUGCGAUAACUUUACAUUGUCUAAUAAUUCUGAUAUAACAUCUUUUUAUGUACAACAAAACACAAAUUUGCUCCAAGACCCGAUUGCAAUAUACCAGUCACCUAUCUGAAUCGUCAGGAUGUAAAUGAUACGUUGACUUUAUAGGGCCUAAAUUUAUGGCCCUUUGAUAGUUUUUUUCACUCCCACAUGGGCUCGUAGGCUUCUAAGUAAAUUCGCCUUUUUCAUAGAUAUUUUUUGGCACGACUUGGUCGUGGUCCCUCUGGAAACUUUAAAGUAAAAAAAAAACAUAAGUGACAUUCCGCUAUUCAUUAAAUACAACGUUUUUACCCAGUGACAUUUUCAAAGCAAGCGUUUAUUAUGUUAAAUUUUUUCGAAAGCCAUUGUUUUAACAGCUAUUUUUUAAUAUUUUUACGAUGAUAAUUAGCAAUGUCCCAUGGUGUUAGGAAAAGUGGGUCGAAAAAUAUUUAAUUUAUGCAGGUGGUCCCAUACUCGUAUACAGUUUUGAGAAGUUCAUACCAAGCGGAAUCAAACAAGAUAUAAUAAUAAUUAAUAAUAAUAAUAAUAAUAAUAAUCUGUCUUUAUUGAAAAUGAAAAUAUUGUCAACAAAAUGCACACCCGUAUAUACAUCGUAAAUACAACAAAUAGACGCAAAUCAUAGACGCUUUUGCUAGACACUGGCGGGCCUAAUAAACAAUAUUAACGCUUUUUUGAAGGACUUUAUUGUGGGAAGGGACGUUAUAGCAUAAAAAACAUCUGUAAGGUUACCGAAGUGUGCCUAGGAACGCCCUAGGAACGCAAUAUCUUAAACAAUGACGGGUGCCUCGAUUAUGAAUGUCGUUUUCUCUGGAAAGUUUACGAGUACGACGAGUACGACGGAGUCUUGUUGGAGUAACUAGAACGAAUUCAAGCAUUCUGAAGUCGCUGGAGUCUCUCCUUCUCUCGAUUAAGUAUAGCACAGAGUUUAAGUUUGUACAAUGUCCUCAGCUAACAUGCUUAGUCACCGUCAAACCGUAAUAAAUUUUUACAACCACCUGAAGAAGGAGAGAUAAUCUCAUCAUUUUGUGUAAUCUUAAAAGAAUUGUUUUUUUUUCAAUAUCUUCCCUUUUAUUUCCAAUUAAUAACAUCUGCGUUUUGUUAGUAUUCAAUAAGAGGUUGUGAGCCGCAAACACCUCCGCAAUUAUUUUUAGAUGUAAAUUUAUUUUAGUAAAGAUUUACAAAAUUUAAGAAAAGUAGAGAAGUCAGCUGUAUAAACGGAGAACAGCAUAAGCCCCAGAGUACUCCCCUGGGGAACCCCCUUCUCCAAAGCAAUGACGUUUGAAUGAGUAUUUCCUAUAACUACCCUUUGGUAUCUCUGAAAAAAAUGAUCCAAGGUGCGCUUUGGUAUAGUUCCAAGAGUAUGAGACAAGAGUCUAAUUUAGAAUCCGCCGCUCUCAAUAGAUCAUCAGUAACAUGAAGCAAGGCAGGAGUACCGUUAUGAAGAGGUCGAAAACCAGAUUGAGAGUCUGGGAGGAUUUUGUUACAGCAUAGGAACUGACGAAGUUGUUUAGUUGCAUUUUUUUCAAUAAUCUUUGAUACCGUUGGCAGCAAACUGAUUGGUCUAAAAUCGUUCAUUCCACUUGGACACUUUUUCUUUGGAACGGGUAUAACUUCAGCUUGCUUCCAUGAGUCCGGAAAAACCCCGGUCAGCAGACACUUGUUAACAAAGAAAGUGAUGUGGAGUAGUCACUUUUACAUCAAUAUUGUCUGGGCCAUUAGCGUUAGUUUUAAAACUAACCAAAGUUUCAUUAACUUCCUCAGGGUAAACUUUAGCAUUAGAACAAAAUUGUCACAAAAUCCGGAUCAAUACCACCAACGACUCCAAAAGAAGUAAAGGCAAAGUUAAAACCAUUAGGUUGGCCAAAAUUGUUACUAUUUUUAUGUUAUUGUUUGCAUUCGAAGAAGCCGAGCUUUUUUUUUUUUUUUGAAAGACGAAAACAUUUAUCAAAAAAGUACCGUCUUCACCAACAACGGACAUACCCCUUGCAGUGUACAGUGUGUCCCUUUUUUGAUGCUUUUACAGCGUUUAUUAUCAAAGUUGGCGUCUUGCUACACAACGCUGAUUUUUUAUGAAAUGAAAGGUGUCGCCAACAGAAAUUAGGAAUCGAAAAACCCCAACACAUUUAUUUAUAUAUCCUUAUAAUUUGACACGCGGUGCCUAUUUGAAUAAAUAUAAAUGAAACAAAAAAAAAAUAUCGCAUAGAUGCGCACGUUGAUACUUUGAUACUGUUGAUAACUAAAUAUUUUUCAAAAAUUACCGACAUUUUCUGCAAAACGUAGGCUUAAAAAUGCAAAAACUACACUAAACAUCUACGGAAGUCCCAUAGAUACGAAAGAAUGAUUUGUUUUUGCAAAUAUUAACUUGCACUGUUGAGUUAGAAAAAGAGUUACUAGACCUGCAAAAGUUGAGAGGUUUAAAUCUUAAAUAAAAUAUGUUCAAAAAAGGAGUUGAAAAAGAAAACUUCAUAUGAACAUACGCCCCAAACUCCUUAACUUUUGAGAUACACAUUUUCAAAAAUAUUUUUUUUUUACAAGAUUGAUAAUUGAUGAUAAAUACUAUGAUGCUAUGAUAUCCAAUUCCUUAUAAUUGUAACAAUUAUAACAAUAAUCACGAAAUAUUAUGACUGUUUGAUGACGAAGUUAUAUUAGACAGUUUUUUGUUAUGCUCACACAACAAUUGCUGAAACACCUCUUAUGUGACAGAUAUUUUUGAAAUCUUUGAAAGAAUAAUUGAAUUUAAAGAAAAAACGUUCUUUAAUUUGUAUAUCAAAAUUUGAAGAAAACUGACUACGCUACUGUAUCCUGCUAGGAAAAUCCUUAGUUAUCAACUUUUCACGUCUAAAAAAAAUCCGUGAUAGAUAUAACGUUUCUGUUUGUGCUGACUUUCAUUCCAUAAAAUAACCCAACUCAACAAGCCAUUAAUCAUUUUCAUUAAAUCUGGCAAAGUGUUUAUGCAUUAAAAUCACCGAAAAAUGACCUCCUCAGAUAUACAGGGUGAUUCGUUCCAUAUUUAAAAUGUUUUUUGAAUUUCUUUUCAUUAAUUGGCUGAGUUUUAUUAUUUUCUUAUCUGUCGAAUUAUUGUUGAAACGUGUUGGAAAAAGCAGUGCUGUACGUGAUGCGCCCUGUAUAUAUCAUAUAUAUUUAUUAUUUAACUGUACAUACAAAAUUAUGAAAUUGUACAUAGUCGUCUGUAUGAUAGCGGGGUGGCUUCCUUUGCCGGCAACAUUUUUUGCGUUUAAUUUUCGUUCUGUGAUUAUUGUGUAUAUUGUAUAUAUCUCAUGUAGAACGUAGGGGGCGUCCGGUUUUCCGUGGAGCCGCCUCAGCCGCCUAUACCAUAUUUUUAAUAAUCGCGAUUAUUGUUAUCGCAAUUAUUUUUGAAAAUAUAAACCUAAUUUUAAACCUUAAUUAAAUGUCUUAGAAAAAUAGCAAAAUUGCAAUAUUAUACAGGGUGUUCCAUUUAAAAUAAGAUAUUUGCAUACAUGGAAAAUUAAAAAUUUGCAACUUUUCUUUCUAUCUUCGUUUAUUUUAUUUUUAUCGUCUAUUUUUUAUAUGAAGGCAAGCAUUUUGCGUGGGUUAUUUUGACCAAAAAAAAAACUAUGUCUAACUAUGGGUCGACGAAAAUACGCGAGAGUAUAAUUGGUUGCAUACCCGUUGGCGGAGGCGGUUCGACCGGAUAGUGUACAUUUACCGUUUAUGUGUGUGAAAUGGAGAUUUUUGCUUAAAAAGUACUCGUAACUCUCCGGAACGUCAAUUUCGUAGGUUACUUUUCGUUUUCGUGACGUUUUAGCGAUUCGGUGUUAUGAAUGUCUGAGUGUUUUCCGAUUACGUUGGACAUUGGUACUUAAAUUUAUUAUAGUACAAACGAAAUUAAAGAACCUUUA
Molecule: messenger RNA, 5604 nt
Organism: Cylas formicarius (sweet potato weevil)
Lineage: Eukaryota; Metazoa; Arthropoda; Insecta; Coleoptera; Brentidae
Gene: Ems
Product: homeotic protein empty spiracles-like
Exons: 3
Coding region: 96-1013 (305 amino acids)
Biological process (GO): regulation of DNA-templated transcription; brain development; central nervous system development
Molecular function (GO): DNA-binding transcription factor activity, RNA polymerase II-specific; DNA binding
Source: RefSeq, a predicted model, not a curated record